Molecule: messenger RNA, 2073 nt
Organism: Gavia stellata (red-throated loon)
Lineage: Eukaryota; Metazoa; Chordata; Aves; Gaviiformes; Gaviidae
Gene: GAB2
Product: GRB2 associated binding protein 2
Exons: 10
Coding region: 95-2026 (643 amino acids)
Source: RefSeq, a predicted model, not a curated record
GGUGUGCUCGGGCUGGCUCCGAAAGUCACCGCCGGAGAAGAAGUUACGGAGAUACGCAUGGAAGAAACGCUGGUUCGUCUUGCGCAGCGGUCGGAUGAGUGGAGACCCCGACGUCCUGGAGUACUACAAAAAUGACCACUCCAAGAAACCUUUGCGUGUGAUCAACCUCAAUUUCUGCGAGCAAGUGGACGCGGGCCUGACCUUCAACAAGAAGGAGCUGCAAGACAGCUACAUCUUCGACAUCAAGACCAGUGACAGGACCUUCUACCUGGUGGCCGAGACUGAGGACGACAUGAACAAGUGGGUUCGCAGCAUCUGCCAGAUCUGUGGCUUCAACCAGUCCGAGGAGAACACAGACACCCUGAGGAGCAUCGCCUCCAUGAACCAUGGGCCACGGUCCUCCCCGGCAGAGCUCAGCAGUGCCAGCCACCACCUGCUGCGAGAGCGCAAGUCCUCAGCGCCAUCCCACUCCAGCCAACCCACCCUGUUCACCUUCGACUCGCCCGCCGGCCACCUCCAGAGCACCCUGUCUGCCAGUGCCCCCCAGGACUACCUUUUCCUCCACCAGUGUAUGAGCAGAAAGUCAGAAAACGCAAGGAGUGCCAGCUUCUCCCAAGCCACGAGGUCCGCCUUCUUCAUGCGGAGCGACACAGCGGUCCAGAAGCUCUCGCAGGGCAACGGGCACUGCAUGAAUGGGGUUGGCGGGCAGCUCCAUGGCUUUUACAGCCUGCCAAAACCCAGCCGGCACAACUCGGAGUUCAGGGACAGUGCUUACGACCUCCCGCGCGCCUUCGGUUCCUACACCCACCCCAAGACGAGCCUCACCAGCUCCGAAACAGAUAACGAGGAGGUCUACACCUACAAGACUCCCAACAACACCCUAUGCAAGGAGUUUGGGGAGCUGUCCACGGACUCCUACGACAUCCCUGCCACCCCGCUCUCCAUCUACCAGAUCCCCAGGACAUUUACACUGGACAAGAACCACAACGCUCUGGCCGUGGCCGCCAGCGACUCACCCGCCGCGCCGCCCCCACGGCCCCCAAAACCUGGGCAGACGGAACCGCGGUGGGGCAGCCCGCCCCAGCGGCCCCAGCCCGGCGAAAGCUUAGGGCUGGCCCCCAUGGCAGCCACCAUUCCCCGGAGAAACACGCUGCCAGCGGUGGAGAACAGCAGGCUGCACCGAGCUUCAUCUUGCGAGACGUACGAAUACCCUCAGCAUGGAGGUGGCAGCGCUGUGCAGUCAGUCGAGUCGAUGAACGAUGGGUACAACUCCUACCUGCAAGCCAAGGCAGCAGUGGCCCGCUCCCACAGCACCGACUCCGAGGACAACUACGUCCCCAUGAACCCUGGUUCCUCACCCCUGAUCCACACCGAGAAAGCCAACGACAAUGCCCAAAAUCUCUACAUCCCCAUGAGCCCUGGGCCGCAUCACUUUGACCUGGUGGGGUUGUCCUCGGCCACCCUCCCCAUGCAUAAAGGAGGAGCCAUGGCACAGUGCCACAGACGGUUGAGUGAAAUCCAGCCCCCACCAGUCAACCGCAACCUCAAACCUGACCGGAAAGCAAAGCCAUCACCACUGGACCUGAGGAACAACACUGUCAUUGAUGAGCUUCCCUUCAAGUCACCAGUCACGAAAUCCUGGUCCAGGCCAAUCCAGACCUUCAACACCGGCUCUUUGCAAUACUGUCGCCCUGUCUCCUCCCAGAGCAUCACCAGCACUGACUCGGGAGACAGCGAGGAGAACUACGUGGCAAUGCAAAACCCCAUUUCUGCUUCUCCUGUUCCUAGUGGCACCAACAGCCCAGCGCCUAAAAAGAGUUCGGGGAGUGUGGAUUAUCUGGCCCUGGACUUCCAGCCAAGUUCGCCAGGGCCACAUAGAAAGCCCUCCACCUCAUCGGUCGCCUCGGACGAGAAGGUUGAUUACGUACAAGUGGACAAGGAGAAGACGCAGGCGCUGCAGAGCACCAUGCAGGAGUGGACUGAUGUGCGGCAGUCCUCGGAGCCCGCCAAGAGCACGAAGCAGUAGCGCCCAGGGUGGGCGGCAAAUCAGGCAAAUGUCCCGGCGGUUUUCCC